UCCCUUGUGCAGCAGCAGUGAGCAGAAAUCAGAUGAUUGUCCUGUGUAUCCAAUAUUAAGACUGUCUUUGCGGAAAACAGUAGCUAACUAUCUAAAGAGAAAUAGUCUGCUGGAUCCCUGCGUUUGAAAGGAUACUUCUGGCACGCAUUGAAGCUAGUCUAGUUGAACUGAAGCGUGACUAAGUAGAUUCUAGCUUGCUGACCGUCCUGCGUUUAGUAGUGUUUGUGUUGUUGUGAUUUGCCUAUAGAAAGAUGAUACAUCCCAACCGCAAACAACCAGUAUCCCUCGGGAUUCUGUUCAUUGGCCUACUAGCUGCCUUCUUGCACCCGAGUGUCGCCACAGAUGCCCCCCCCACCGCCCCCCCCCUGACAGACCCUGGGAGGCCGGACAGGGGCAACUACACGGUAGUCAAUGGCAACGGAACAGCUUGUCUGAUUGCUCGUAUGGGCCUGCAGCUCAAUGUCAGCUUCAGCUCUGCCACCCUGAACAAGACUGUGCUGGAUGUGAUGAAUCUACAGCCCAACGUGACCAAGAGCUCAGGGUCAUGUGAGGCCGACAGCGCCACCUUGCUGCUGAUCGCUGACGAGGAGAAGACCAACCUCACCUUCCUCUUCUCACUGAACACCACAUCCAGUAAGUACCAUCUGAGUGGAGUGACUCUGUCUGCUGUUUGGCCGGAUAUGAGUGAGCCCUUCAGAGCCAGUAACGUCAGUCUGGACUACCUGCGAGCCACCCUGGGGAGGUCUUACAUGUGUCGGGAAGAGCAGACUCUGGCCGUGGUCCAGGACUUCUCUCUCAACACCUUCCAGCUGCAGGUGCAGCCUUUCGCCCUCGCUGGAGACAUGUUUGGAGAAGCCGAGGAGUGUCAGCUGGACGAGGAUGACAUGCUGAUCCCCAUCAUUGUGGGCGCCGCCCUGGCCAGCCUGGUCCUCGUCGUCCUGGUCGCCUACCUCAUCGGAAGGAAGAGGAGCCACGCUGGUUACCAGACCAUCUGAGGCACUUCCUGAUGCCCUCCGUGCCAAGAGAGCGCAACCCCCCCUUCCCAACCCACCUGUUACGCCCACCGCUACUAACCGCCAUCUAUCAAAGACUGAUUGGUCGAUCCUCCCCCAAGCUCCGCCUCCAGCCUGACUGUAAACCCCCUCCCUUUCUCUCUCUCAACACUCGCUCACUACUCCCAUUUUGUUUUGUGGUUUAUUAGUGCUUUAAGGACUGAACUGCUCUUUGGAAUUAAAUGGGAAUUGGGUGAUGUUUUAAC
Molecule: messenger RNA, 1258 nt
Organism: Osmerus eperlanus (European smelt)
Lineage: Eukaryota; Metazoa; Chordata; Actinopteri; Osmeriformes; Osmeridae
Gene: lamp1b
Product: lysosomal associated membrane protein 1b
Exons: 6
Coding region: 252-995 (247 amino acids)
Biological process (GO): establishment of protein localization to organelle
Cellular component (GO): plasma membrane; lysosomal membrane; late endosome membrane
Source: RefSeq, a predicted model, not a curated record